Trematomus bernacchii (emerald rockcod) is the source of this 4508-nucleotide messenger RNA. RefSeq lists its product as uncharacterized. The record is from RefSeq and is a predicted model, not a curated record. The transcript has 4 exons. Bases 224 to 3700 code for a protein of 1158 amino acids. Gene Ontology annotation, molecular function: protein binding; GTP binding. NCBI's taxonomy places the organism in Eukaryota, Metazoa, Chordata, Actinopteri, Perciformes, Nototheniidae.
UUCAGAUAAAGGUGAACGGUUUAUCAGAGACAGCAUCUCACUCUUUCUCUCUGUGUCUCUCUGUUUCUCUCUGAAGGAGAAUCAACAAUCUCAGGUUUUUCUGAACAAACAGCAGAAUCUCUGGUCACCAAGACGAGGCGUAACUGAGGAGGGGGAUCGCUGAGUCUCUGCUGAGGCCUAAAAUAAAUGAUUGUUUGUUUCUGGUUGGUUCUCAGCUAAGGUCAUGGGGAGUUCAUUCAGAGAGAUGGACUCUGAAGGCAGCGGGACGAUGGAGGUGGCGGCGCUCGGACGGCAUUUCAGCCUCGGGAUGUUGUACGACUGCCGCAAAGACUCUCUCGUCCCUGGAAUGACUUUGUGGGACCAUGAGGACCUUAAAAAACAUACUGGAGAAAGACCACAGAAUUAUAAUGAUUUUGAUUUAGUUGCUUCUGAAUCAAUUGAGGACAAAUCUUCAGCACUAAAUGUUGAAGCAUCACUGAAGGCAAGUUUCUUGGGUGGACUGGUAGAGGUUGGUGGAUCAGCCAAAUACCUGAACGAUAGUGAGACUUCCACAAAUCAGGCCAGAGUAACACUGAAGUACCAAGCUACCACAAAGGUCCAAGAACUGUCCAUGAAUCAUCUUGGAAGAGGCAAUGUUAAGCAUCCAUAUGUCUUUGAGAAAGGAAUAGCCACACAUGUAGUCACAGGUAUCCUUUAUGGCGCUCAAGCCUUCUUUGUCUUUGACCGUGAGGUGUCUGUCAACGAGAACCAUCAAGACAUUCAGGGCAACUUGAAGGUGAUGAUCAAGAAAAUUAGCUCCGUUUCAAUAGAGGGCGAAGGCUCGCUGAAAAUUGAAGACAAGGACAAAGCAAAUGUUAAAAAACUGUCCUGCAGAUUCUUUGGAGACUUUUUAGUUCAGAAACCUCCAACAUCCUUUCAGGAGGCAGUAGAGGUGUACCAAAGUCUGCCAAAGCUGCUGGGAGACAACGGGGAAAAAGCAGUACCAGUGAAGGUCUGGCUGUUGCCUCUGAUAUAUUUAGAUUCUAAAGCCGCUAAACUUGUCCGUCAGAUAAGUAUAAGAUUAGUUGAAGAAUGUCAGAGUGUCCUGGAGGACUUCAGUGACCUGGAAAUGAGGUUCAAUGAUGCACUGAGAACCCAAACUGCACAGCAGUUCCCACAGAUUGGAGAAAAACUCAAAACCUUUAAACAGAAGUGCUCUCAGUUCAAACUGGAAUUCCAACAAACCCUGGCAAAGAAACUUCCAUCAAUCCGAGGAGGAGGAGAAGAAGAAGCUGUGCUCGCAGAGGAACUGAGGAAGACAUGUUCUUCUCCUUUCAACAGCAAGGACCUGAACGAGUGGAUGGACUGUAAGGAGAGAGAAAUAUACACCGUGAUGUCUCUGACCGACAUGAUGACAAACACCAAGAUCAUCUCAUCUCAAACAGACCUGAACAAAGAAAGCUUCAAAGCAAAGCAGGCUGUGUGUUUUGUCUUCACCUCGCUGGGAAGUGAUGAACCGUACCUCUCAACUUUAUCAAACUACCUUAAACAAACACCCAAACCAGACGACGCUCAAGAUCCCCCCCCUCCAGAUCAAUGGUACAACUCAAGAGAAGAAAUGGAAGCAAUGCGGCAAAAAGCAAAGCUCUUCAGUGAUUUAGCAGAGGCCAACAAGGAGAACAAGAACAUCACAUUCCUGACGGUGGGUUUAACAAACGAGACACAGAAAGGUGCCAGCAUCUACCUUUAUACAGACGGCUUUUCUGUCAAUGAGGACUUUGAGCCGCCUUCAAAGCCUGCAUCAGUAACAGGAAGUGAUAUAAACCACAACAGUGUGACGCUGAACAUUUCUCCACCCAGAUCUGGAGCAGAGGACAUCACCUCCUACUCUGUUGAGUACUGUGUCAGAGGAGAGGACGGCUGGAAACAAGAGACAGCAUCCAAAGCUGAAGAAGUCACAGUGAGCGACCUGAGUCCUAACACAGAGUACAUGUUCAGAUGCAGGGCAGAGACACCAGGAGGUGCCGGGCCAGCCAAUGAACUCAGUGGAUCCAUUCAAACCUUACCCUGCAGCCCUCCUGGAAAACUCCACGUUGAAUCUACCUCAGGUGAGAUAUCAGUCAGCUGGGAGAAACCUGCUGAGCUCGGACAAGAUGUCCACGUUUUGAGCUACAUCGUGGAGUACGCCAAACCAGACCAACAGGUGAAAGAGGAAGAUCUCCACUGGGAGCAAAUGAAGGCAGGAGCUGAGAAGGCGAUCAUUUCAGGACUUCAGCCAGAGACAGAAUACGCUGUCAGGGUCAGGUGUGAUUGUGGUGCAGCUGGAAGAAGCAAAGAAAGCAUCACAGUUAAUGUCGCCACAACUAAACCAAAAACUAAACCUUUACGUCUCGCAGAAUUCCUCAAAAGGAAAAGCAAAAGGAUCAAUUCUGAAUCUCCCUCAGUUUACAAACUGCCUCUGACAGAAGAAGACAUGGAAGUUGAAGGAUGCCGGAGGUACAACUUUGGCAAAGAAAGCAUGACACGAAAUCGCACAAUAAUGCUUCUUGGAGCAACUGGAUCUGGAAAGUCCACUCUGAUCAAUGGACUCAUCAACUACAUCGUUGGUGUAGAGUGGGAGGACGAUUUCAGAUUCAAGUUAGUUGAUGAGGAUCAGUCGAGAUCUCAAGCUGAGAGCCAGACCUCUGAAGUCACUGUGUACAACAUCAACCACCAAGAGGGCUUUAAAAUCAAUUACUCUCUGACCAUUGUGGAUACUCCAGGUUUUGGAGAUACAAGAGGAAUAGAAAGAGACGAGGAGAUCACAGAACAGAUUCGUAAUCUCUUCUCUUCAAAGCGUGGCGUCAGUGAAAUUGACGCAGUGUGUUUUGUAGUUCAGGCUUCUUUAGCUCGGCUCACACUAAGACAGAAGUAUGUGUUUGAUUCUGUGCUCUCAAUCUUUGGCAAAGAUGUUGCAGAAAACCUCCAGAUUCUGGUGACAUUCGCAGACGGCCAACGCCCACCAGUUCUAGAGGCGAUCAAAGCUUCAGGUGUCCCAUGUCCUCAAACAAAAGACGGGCUGCCAGUUCACUUCAAAUUCAAUAAUUCUGCAUUGUUUGCACAGAACCAAUCAUCUGCUGCUGCUGACUCGAGUGGGGAUGAGGAAGAUCUGGAUAUAGUCUGGGAUCAGAUGUUAUGGGAAAUGGGGGCAAGAGGCAUGAAGAGGUUCUUUGUGGCUUUAGAUAAGAUAACAACCAAAAGCUUGACAAUGACAAAGGAAGUCCUCAGAGAAAGAAGGCAGCUCCAGAUCACAAUUGAAAAUAUGCAAAAGCAGGUUAAAGUGUGUUUAGCCCAGCUUGAGGAGAUUAAAGAGACAACUGAACAACUUAAACUGCAUGAAGCAGAGAGCAGCAGAAAUAAGCAGGUUCAGGAGCUGAAAGAAAAGUACCUGAAGGCCUCAGAGGCUAAGGGAACUGUUCAGGAAGUGAUCAACCGAAUGAAGGCUGAAUAUCACCGUCUUCUGACUGAAGUGAGGGAGAUGGCUGCCAAGUCUAUAAACAGACUAGGAGAGAUCGCACUGCGGCCAAAUCCUCUCUCCACUACAGAGUUCAUUGACCUGCUUAUUAAGUGGGAGAAAGUUGGAGCCAAGUCAGGCUGGAAGCAACGAGUCCAGCACCUGAUGGAGAUGAGAGGACAAGCAGAGCUCAUGGGUAAAGUAAGGAGAGGAGAACACCUGCUUUAAAGUGAAGAAUCUUUAACUGAGAGCAACAUCAAGACCAGCUCCAACUGAGACCAAGACAAGAGCUGAACAUGAUAUCAAAGAAGAGACGUGUAAAUACACAAUUAAACAAGACAGGAUAGUGAGUGAUACUGAUCAAGAGUCCUUGAUGGCCAACACAACCAAGUGACCAUGACACAAAUGUUCAUGGGUCAUUUAUGUUUUUUAUUCUGUUCUUACAAAGUUAUCGUUUAACUGUUUUUUAAUCAUGAAGGAUUACAUUUUUCAAAGCAAGAAGGUUCGUCUUGAAGAAAUGCUGAAGGAGCAGCCGAGAGAAGCUCCUCCAGAGUCCACAGUGAUCACAAAUCCUUUGGAUCAAAACCAAACCAAGACCAAACAGAUGCCAGCAAGACCAAGAGGAGAUCUAUCAACAAACUGGAAGACGUCUGUGUUUUUAUAUCUGAGAUGAUCUCACCAACGCUGGGACCCAUCUACUUCCUGUUUGGCAUGUGUGUUGCUAUGGACCAGGGGGAGGUGCUGCCCCGUGUGAGGCUGUUUGGAUCAGCGGUUCUGUAGGAAUAUGAGAGAACCCGGUCCACCCAGCGCUGAGGUGGAAUGCAGUUCAAAGUGAAAUGUUGGACUCUUUACUUCACCACUCUACUCUUUACUCUUCUGCAUCGGGUACCUUUACAUUUAUUACUAUCGCUUCAUUUUGAUUAUACUUUUACACACUUUUACCUAUGUGACAUUUUGAAUGCAGGACUUCUACUUGUAACAGUAUCUAUACAAUGUGGUAUUAUAACUUUAACCAAAGUAAAGUAUCUGAAUACUU